GUUAUCAUCUCGCUUGAACCACAGAAGCACAGAACGAUCUAACAACACUAACGUCCAUCUACGACUGUAGUUUUCAGUUUUGGUAUAUGUGCGCGGGGGAAGGGGCGGUGAAAAAACGUAUUAUUAUCGUGAAAUAUUGUGAUAUCACCAUACGAUAUUAUUAUUAUUAUAAUUUAUAUGCCAUUGCUGCAAUUGUGUAGACGUCAACAAAAAAAUCCAACUAUUCCUUAUCAAUAAUUGUGCGCUCUCGCCCUCGCGGAAUUCGCGUUCGCGUCGAAAAGUGAAGACGCACGAAAUAGCGUAACACUCUAGCACGGCGACGUACGCUUUUCGGGACGUUGGGUUUGGUUUUUUUUUCGCGGAAGUUCCGUUUCCGACGUGAUUUCCGGGUGACCGCAAACGAGUACCCACAAACGGUCCGCCAAGAUGAUGAGCCGCGCCGACGGUCUGGUGCAAAGGCGCAACGUCAACAGGGACAACGCGGACGGCGUUUCCAAGGAGAACGGCCAGUCGGCGGCCGACAAACUCGACUACGAGGAAGACAUCGAUGACGGUGACUCUAAGGAGACACGGCUCACGUUAAUGGAAGAAGUGCUGUUGCUUGGUCUCAAAGACAAAGAGGGGUAUACAUCAUUUUGGAAUGAUUCAAUUUCAUCUGGCUUACGUGGAUGCAUACUUGUUGAACUUGCACUUCGUCAAAGAAUUGAACUAGAAAAAGCUGGCAUGCGAAGAAAAAGCCUACAAAUGAGGAAAGUAAUUAUAAAAAAUGAGACGCCUACAGGUGAUGUUUUGUUAGAUGAAGCUCUCAAACAUAUCAAAGAGACCAAUCCUCCUGAAACAAUACAAAGUUGGAUUGAAUAUUUGAGUGGUGAAACGUGGAAUCCUUUGAAAAUCAAAUAUCAACUGAAAAAUGUGAGAGAACGAUUAGCAAAAAACUUAGUAGAAAAAGGUGUUCUCACCACUGAAAAACAAAACUUCCUUUUAUUUGAUAUGACUACGCAUCCAUUAACAGAUAAUGAAGCUAAAGUUAGGCUAGUUAAAAAGGUGCAAGAUGCUGUUUUGUCUCGGUGGAUUAAUGAUCCACAUAGAAUGGAUAAACGACUGUUGGCUUUAUUAUUGUUGGCUCAAGCAUCAGAUGUACUGGAAAGUGCAUUUUCUCCACUAAAUGAUGAAGAUUAUGAAUUAGCUACUAGAAGAUUACGAGAAUUAUCAGAUAUGGAUUUAGAAGUUGAGUCAAUGAAAGGUUCUACUAAUGACGUAAUUUGGGCUGUAUUUGCCAAUUUCAAUAAAUAAGUUUAUUUAAGACCAAAUAGUUAACCAACAUUCUUAUACAUUGCUGGGGAAGAAUAUAAAUAUGUAAUAAAUAAUAUUGUAUAAUCAUUUGCCAUUUUACGUUUUAUUGAUUUUCUUAAUGAAAUUAUAUUUUUUAUUUAAUAUGCAUUGACUAGGUAAACCUAAUGUAUUUUCAAAAAUGUAAAUAACUAGAAAGUCAGCAGACUAUUGUACAAAAAAUAAUGGUUAAAUAUCAAAUGUGAAUGCCUUGUAAUAUAAAUGUAUUAUUUAUUUUGUAAUACCUAAUAUUACUUUUGGUCAUUAUGAGUUAAACUAAAAUUGUGAGUAGUAAAUUUA
Molecule: messenger RNA, 1629 nt
Organism: Acyrthosiphon pisum (pea aphid)
Lineage: Eukaryota; Metazoa; Arthropoda; Insecta; Hemiptera; Aphididae
Gene: sau
Product: Golgi phosphoprotein 3 homolog sauron
Exons: 4
Coding region: 427-1293 (288 amino acids)
Biological process (GO): Golgi to plasma membrane protein transport; Golgi vesicle budding; Golgi organization
Cellular component (GO): trans-Golgi network; Golgi cisterna; cytosol
Molecular function (GO): phosphatidylinositol-4-phosphate binding
Source: RefSeq, a predicted model, not a curated record